This is a messenger RNA of Dermacentor albipictus, 947 nucleotides long. RefSeq lists its product as uncharacterized. The record is from RefSeq and is a predicted model, not a curated record. NCBI's taxonomy places the organism in Eukaryota, Metazoa, Arthropoda, Arachnida, Ixodida, Ixodidae.
AUGUUACCGCUAGCCGGGGACAGUCGCUUGAGCGCCAAGUCUUCCCAGCGUUCGCUGAGGCCGAUCGGUCCGGAGGAAGUUCCCCUCGACAAGAUGCUGGAAGAAAAACCCAAAGGGAAACUCCUGAUGAUGCCGGACGGUACCUACGUGCGUCUCCAGGAGAAGAACGUAUGGAUAAGAGCGAUGCAAGAAAAGUACCUAGCCAUUGACUACAAGGCAUGCAGCAUCAAAGUAGGUUUCGGUCUGAUGCUCAUCUGCUUCAUCUACAUCAUCAUGUUUCGUCAGGAUAUCUUAUUAAACAUGGCUAUAUUCGUGCGAGAUUACCUUUAUGAUCCAGAUACAGACGCGGAAAGCAAGGAAAAGUACAAGCAUGGUAAUAAAACUUCACCGGCGAAAUCUUCCAGCACAGCCGAGAGCGCAGUCACAGUGCCGUCGACGCAAGUUCCAAGCCAUCCUGAUCGUCCGAACAGAGUGCGAGCUUAUAGAUCCAAAUAGCGAAGAGUCAUGACAAUUUAUGUAUUUAUCUGUAUUUAUGUAUAACUUGUGCAACAGACCCGGUGGAGAAUUUAGGUAUUUAGGACAAAGCACUAUUAAAGCGUAAGCUCAACUAUGUACUCAAGCUUAAAGACCGUGUUGGCACAAAUUACACUCAUUUUUUAUUAGGACCGUCAGCAUCCCUAAAACCAUCCGAUUCAUUGGGUCAUUCGAGUUAUCAAUGUAAUCAUUAUGCCUAAGGUUUCCUAAACUGCGUUUUAAGUGUCCUGUGUGUAAAGGGAAUGGGAUCAUUAAAGGGACAUUUAAGGCAAAUACUAAGUCGACGCGGACUGUUUAAGUACCAUUCCAGAAACCUCGCAACACUUGUUUCGCGCCAGGAAAAGACAGUUUACGAGAAAAUUGCAUCCGAAGUAUCCGAAUACCUUUUAAGAAAUUCGAACCUCCCGCCGCCC